UGCUCAGCAGGUUGAAGGCAAGCAGUGGGACAGCCGCCAGACACACCCAGUCCAGGCAGUAAAACGAUCCCUGCUCUGCCCCCGAGCUCUUUCUAACGGAUAAAAGGAGAGGAAGUGCCAGCCCACAGGUUCAGAGGGACUCUUCUCUCUUUAACUCCUACGAGCCUCACUUGCUGUUUCUUCCCACCCUGUACAUUCGCCCCCCUCUCUCUCUCUCCAAAAGAAGGAAAACCCUGCUUGAAUAGGCCAUGUCGAAAUUUGGUUACAGCUCCCGCUCAGCGGCCGGGUCCGGCGGGUUCACCCAGGUCAGAGUCAGCUCCGUCUCGUCAUCUCGCGGAAUCGGAGGGGGCGGCAGUUUCAGCAAGCCGGGGGGCUUUGGCAGCUCCAGCCUCUAUAACUUGGGUUCUGGCGUCAGGCGGAUUGCCCCUGUUGGCAGCUCCUACAGUGUCCAGUCUUCCUACGGUGCCCUUGGCUCCAGCAGACAUGGAGGGAUGUUUGGUGGUGGGUUUUCGCCUGCAGGCAUUCAAGAGGUCACCAUCAACCAGAACCUCUUGUCCCCCCUCAACCUGGAAAUCGACCCCACCAUCCAGAAGCUGCGCAAGGAGGAGAAGGAACAGAUCAAGACCCUCAACAACAAGUUUGCAACCUUCAUUGAUAAGGUCCGAUUCCUUGAGCAGCAAAACAAGAUGCUGGAGACCAAGUGGAACCUCCUGCAGGAGCAGAAGACCACACGGAGCAACAUCCCUGCCUUCUUUGAAGCAUACAUCAGCAACCUGCGGAGGCAGCUGGAUGCCCUGCUGAACGACAAGGGACGCCUGGAGGGAGAGCUGAAGAACAUGCAGGAUCUUGUCGAGGAUUUCAAGAACAAAUACGAAGAUGAAAUCAACAAGCGCACAACAGCAGAAAAUGACUUCGUUGUGCUCAAGAAGGAUGUUGACGCAUCCUACAUGAACAAGGUGGAGUUGGAGGCCAGGGUGGAUGGAAUGACUGAUGAGAUAAACUUCCUGAGGGCACUCUAUGAAAAUGAACUGCGUGAGCUGCAGAACCAGAUCUCCGAUACUUCUGUGGUGCUUCAGAUGGACAACAACCGAAACCUGGACUUGGAUAGCAUCAUUGCCGAAGUCAAAGCUCAAUAUGAGGAGAUUGCCAAUAAGAGCAGGCUUGAGGCAGAAAGUUGGUAUCAAAGCAAGUACGAAGCCCUGCAAGCGAGUGCUGGGAAGCAUGGCGAUGACCUGAGGAACACGAAGAACGAGAUUGCCGAGAUUAACCGCACAAUCCUGAGACUGCAGGCUGAGAUUGAUAAUGUGAAAAAUCAGCGUGCCAAGCUCGAUGCUGCCAUUGCUGAGGCAGAGGAACGUGGGGAGAUGGCUAUCAAAGAUGCCAGGGCCAAACUAGCAGAGCUGGAGGCUGCUCUCAACAAAGCCAAACAAGAGAUGGCCCGCCAGCUGAGGGAGUACCAGGAGCUGAUGAACGUCAAGCUGGCCCUGGAUAUUGAGAUUGCUACCUACAGGAAGCUGCUGGAAGGAGAGGAGAGCCGGCUGGCUGGUGAUGGAGCUGGUUCUAUGAGCAUGACUGUGCUCAACUCCAGUUCUGGUGGCUCCUACGGCAGCGGAGGUGGCUAUGGCUACGGAGGAGGAAUCGGCUUUGGAAGUGGAAUGGGCAGCGGCGGAGGCCUAAGCUUCUCCUCCGGAGGUGGCUCAGGUGGUGUGAAAUCAGCGUACAGCGUGACAACAAGCACAUCCAGAAGAAGUGUCAGGAACUAAGCUCAGAAGACCAAGGUCAUCACUGCCUGAAAACAUCUCCAUUCCUU
Lacerta agilis (Sand lizard) is the source of this 1810-nucleotide messenger RNA. Its product is annotated as keratin, type II cytoskeletal cochleal-like. The record is from RefSeq and is a predicted model, not a curated record. Gene Ontology annotation, biological process: keratinization; intermediate filament organization. Bases 249 to 1763 code for a protein of 504 amino acids. The transcript is spliced from 9 exons. Gene Ontology annotation, molecular function: structural constituent of skin epidermis. Gene Ontology annotation, cellular component: keratin filament. NCBI's taxonomy places the organism in Eukaryota, Metazoa, Chordata, Lepidosauria, Squamata, Lacertidae.